GCUAUCCAUUAAGUACAUAUAUUGACUAGUUAUUUUUUCCGCAGGAUCCCAUAGCUGAAGGCGUACUGGGUAAGAGGGACUGAUUCACAAACAAAUCGAGUGUUGUGUAGACAAAGAUCGUGAUACUGAUGCGAUCCACAGUUUUGGGAGUAGGCAGCGGGUGCAAGGACAUGCAAGGGUAUUUAAAAGAGCCGACAUUGAAGCAGUGAUACCCGAGUUUGUGGGAGAAGAGAUUUGGCAAAGGCCACCCAUUUACUCAGCCCUUAAAAUGAAUGGCAAGAAGUUGUACGAAUACGCACGGCAAAAUCUCGAAUUGCCAAAAGAAAUCCAGUUACGACCAGUAUCGAUUCAUCAGAUAGAUUUGACUCAUCUAGAUGACAAUAUGCUGCAGCUCACGGUAGAGUGUGGAGGGGGCGUCUAUAUGAGAAGCCUUGUGCACGACUUAGCCAUUCGACUAGGCACUUACGGCCACAUGACAGCAUUGCAGCGAACACAACAAGGCACUGUCCUUUUGGGUAGAGAUACGCUAGAGCUGGAAUCAUUAACCUCUUACCGGGACAUUGUUUGGCUUUAGGCCGUAUUGUCCAUUUUCGGCAGACUUUGUUGUGAUGUGCUGCAGUGAGAAAAUAAAAAAAUCCCAUAUUAAUAACGCUGA
This is a messenger RNA of Umbelopsis ramanniana AG, 655 nucleotides long. RefSeq lists its product as uncharacterized. NCBI's taxonomy places the organism in Eukaryota, Fungi, Mucoromycota, Umbelopsidomycetes, Umbelopsidales, Umbelopsidaceae. The record is from RefSeq and is a predicted model, not a curated record. Gene Ontology annotation, cellular component: mitochondrion. The transcript has 3 exons. Gene Ontology annotation, molecular function: pseudouridine synthase activity; RNA binding. Gene Ontology annotation, biological process: mRNA pseudouridine synthesis; tRNA modification. The coding region runs from base 269 to 574 and encodes 101 amino acids.